Lingula anatina is the source of this 1495-nucleotide messenger RNA. RefSeq lists its product as uncharacterized. Lineage: Eukaryota; Metazoa; Brachiopoda; Lingulata; Lingulida; Lingulidae. Gene Ontology annotation, molecular function: protein binding. The record is from RefSeq and is a predicted model, not a curated record.
CAGAAUUUUACACGUAAAUAUAGAUCGGGGGAAUUUUACUUGUACAUUGGUUUCGGGAAUGUGUCGUUAGAAAAAUAUUUCAACCUGAAGUUAAGACUGCAUUGCACUUUCCAUUGGAGUGUGUAUAGUAGUCACCAACCAGCAUGGGUAACACUAUGUCCUGUGAGGUUGAAGACGCUGCUAGAGCUAAAGAGAGGUUACAGGAACGGUUAACUACCGGACAGUGUAACGUCAAUGGCAAAGGCUUGGGUGGAUGGACACCACUUCACGAGGCUACCUUUUACGGCCACAUACAAUGUGCCGAGCUUCUUCUCCAACACGGGGCGGUUACCAAUAUACAGGAUGAGUAUGGUGAGACACCACUUCACGUCGCUGCGUGGUGCGACCGCAAACAAUUUGUCCAGCUUCUCCUCCAACAUGGAGCAGAUACCAGUAUCCAGGCUGAAAAACAAAAGACAUCAAGAAUGAUGGCAGAAGAGAAAGAACACACUGCCGUUGCAGAACUGCUGAAGCGUUUUGAAAUACCAGAUAUACAGAUGUAUAUUCAAACCAGGACACUGGAGCACCUUGCUGAAAUAUUAGACCACGCGGAAUGCGACAACUUUAACCUGACCAACUUUAACUCGAACUUUCCUGAAAAAUUCCAAAAAAUUCAAGUAGUGAAAGAUUGGAUCGCCGAGAACAAUUAUACUACUUUGAAAGAUAUAAGGGAUGGACUUCAGGCUGCAAACCUUCUGCGGCUUUCCAGUGCGGCAAUGGAGUAUUAUGGUGAGAUGGUGAUGAACAUUGCAGAUAUGUCCCCCGAUGAAUUUGAAGCUCUCUGUAGAACCCUGACCACUGCGAAGUACAUGUACACACCAUGUGCAACAACCUGGGAUCGAGCGACACGCCCACGUAUGGAUAACUUGGACGAGAACGAAGUUUUGCGAGAUGAGGUGCGGCAGUUGACAGCUAAACUUCGUCAGCAGAGCCAGUAGGUGGAUGGCAGUCCGCGCAAUGUAAUUUUAUGUCAUUGACAUACAUGACACGCAAAUGAUCAUAGGAUUCCACCAGUGCCGUGUAAUUAACCAAUUAAUCAGUUGAUUGGUUCAUAAGUCUUCUCGUGUUUUUUGUAACGUUCUGAGUUAUAUAUAUAUAUAUAUAUAUAUAUAUAUAUAUAUAUAUAUAUAUAUAUAUAUAUAUAUAUAUAUUAUUCUUUGGGAUUUCAGUAUGUUGAAUAGGGGCCCAGCAAACACAGAACGUUACCAUAACGUUACCAUAGCGUUUUUUUUUUUGUUUUAUAAACGUGAUGGAAACGUUAUAAAACGUUCCAUGUUUGUCGAGAGGCUGCCAUCUAAUUGCUGGUGUAAAAAAAAAAUCCGUAGCCAUUUCGACCUGCUUCACCCCAGCCAUUGUCUGUUCAUUGUAAACAUUUUUGCUGUAAGCUCUCCGAUUAAUGCUUAAAUAUCAGCAAAGGUUUUGUGUGUGAUAUAUGUAAUAAUCCUUAGUGUAGGAG